AUGACGUCGUAUAACGUCUUCAGAUCUAGAGAAAUUGAAAGGCGGCGUUUUUUUUCAGAUGCUAUAAAUGGAUUUCUACCAAGGGCAAGAAGCAGUGGACCGAGGACGAGUAGUAUGAAGAAUAAGCACGAUGAGAAUGUUAGGAGAGUCCGCUCCGAGACCGCAUCUCUCUUCUCCUCAACCUGUAAACUUCCCCAGCUAGACGGAUCCAUCGCCAGUGAAAAGAAGACGUGCACCAUCCGCCCGUGGAGUCGUACCCAGGAUGAGCUUCGCAAAUUCAAGGAGACCUUGAAAUCCACUACCGUCACCUCAACCACCGCUUCUUCAAACUAA
Molecule: messenger RNA, 333 nt
Organism: Caenorhabditis briggsae
Lineage: Eukaryota; Metazoa; Nematoda; Chromadorea; Rhabditida; Rhabditidae
Exons: 2
Coding region: 1-333 (110 amino acids)
Source: RefSeq, a predicted model, not a curated record